Molecule: messenger RNA, 2538 nt
Organism: Trichogramma pretiosum
Lineage: Eukaryota; Metazoa; Arthropoda; Insecta; Hymenoptera; Trichogrammatidae
Exons: 1
Coding region: 1-2538 (845 amino acids)
Source: RefSeq, a predicted model, not a curated record
AUGAAGAUGCAAUUAAAGAGAAUAGGCCAUAUUCAAAACGCCUUCUUGAACUUCAAAAAGACAGGCACGGCGAAAAUGACGAUGGGUGCGUGUCUAUCCCGCACCGAACAAUUAAAAGCGCGAUGGAGGGAGUUCGACAACGUGCAUAAGAUGUUGGAAGACGAUCCAACGGUCGGUACAGAAAUUAAUUAUUUUAAACUAGACGCAUACAGCUCAACGUAUGAAGACUACCUGGUCAACUUGGACAUUUUGAAAGACUUUCAAUUGACGCUGCAGAGUCAGAGCGUUGGACAAACGGCGCCGGAAGGAGUUGUCGCAGAUACGGAUAUGAAUCAAGCGAAGUUGCCGCCGAUUGUCAUUGCUCAAUUUUCCGGCUACAUUCAAGAUUGGGUUCGAUUUCGAGAUACCUUCAAAGGGAUGGUGUUUGAUCGUCCGAACCUUCCGAACAUAUUCAAAAUGAAUUAUUUGCGGACGUACGUCAGAGGCGAAGCAGCUGAAUUGCUUCAAGAAGUACCGUCCGGGGGAGAGCAUCUCGUAACGGCUUGGAAAGUGCUCUUAAGCCAUUACGACAACAAAAGACUGUUGAUCAAUAAGCUGAUGACCAAGUUGAUGUCACUACCAGUUAUGACCAAUAACUCUGCUUCAGAGUUCAUGCGUGUGCUCAAUGGAGUGCGCAAUCUACUGCAAGCUUUAAAAGCCUUGGGCAGUCCAACAGAACACUGGGACCACUUCACCGUAUUUCUGACUAGGAGUAAGAUAACUCAAAAAUGUCAGUCGAAGUGGGAAGACAGUGUUAAACGUGCAGAUGACCCUACGAGACCCGAUGAAUUCGAGAAUCUUUGCAAAUUCCUCGAAGCGGAGAGAAACGCUCUCUCUUUGCUGGAGAGUACAAAGGAUUUUGUGAAAAAGACUCCUCAAGCUGUGAGCGAGUCUAAGGCUGUCACGAGUAAAGGACGCAAAUCAGUGAAUUUCGUGCAGGUGGGCGCAGGCCAGAAUUUGUGUCCUGUCUGCUCUGAGCCGCACUCGAUCGAAAACUGUCCUGCAUUUCGUAAACUCAGUGUCGAAGAGAGAAAGCGAGUGUUGGGUCAGAAACGCCUCUGCUAUCAGUGCUUGGGCGCUCACAUGAUAAAGGAUUGCGAAGCUCCAACGGCUUGUUUCAACUGCAACGGCAAACAUCAUACGCUCAUCCACUUACCAUCGAAAAAGUCUAAAGUUAAAAAUGAAGCUUCUAAGCGUGUCCAGGAAGAAGCCUCGACCCCCAAUGAAAACUCGACUACUGUACGCAACGUGUUGGCCGCUGUCACGUUUGAAAAGAUAGACGAUGAUUUGGAGGCGUUGCUUGCUACUGCUCACGUGCGAAUCUCAGCUGACGAGGGUCCGUCUGCGGUGGUUCGAGCGCUCGUAGACCAGUGUGCUCAGUCCUCGUUCAUCACAGAGGAACUGUGCCGGCGUCUACGAUUGAAAAAGCGUCGAGUGAACGUACCUAUCUCAGGUAUAGGAGAAGGACUCGAUAAAACUCGAGCUGAAGUCGAGAUAGUACUGCGCCCUCAUUUUCAGUCCCCUUUUGAGCUUUCCUUUAAAACUUACGUUUUGCAGUUAAUUACGACCUAUCAACCUUCGUGCCAAAGCGCCGAUAUGUGGGAGCAUCUCAAAGGAUUGCAGUUGGCUGAUCCGUACUUCUCGAAACCUGGCCGAGUCGACGUUCUACUUGGCUCUCACACACACGCUCGAGUCGUGCAGACCGGCUUAAUAAAAGGCGACGAGAAAGUUCCAAUCGCUAUAAAGUCACAGCUUGGCUGGAUUCUCUUAGGCAGUGUAAAGAAAUCCAAGAAAGAAGGCACGACUGUUUGCGUGCAAACAGAGGAUAGGCUGGACGAGCAAUUGAAAGCUUUUUGGGAAGUCGAGGAACCGCCUCACGUUUUGCCUUGGUCAUCCGAGGACAAAACGUGUGAGGAACAUUACGUCAAACAUACUGUUCGACUCAAUGAUGACCGAUAUCAAGCCAGGCUGCCCAUAAAGCCCAAUUUGCCUGCAAAUUGGGAGAAUUCGCGGCAAAUUGCCCGCAGCUGCUUACUCUCCCUCGAGCGCAAGCUUUGUAAGAAUCCGGCCUUAUACGAAAAUUACAAAAAUACCAUGCGACAGAUGAUCAGAGCUGACCAAAUGCGAAAAAUUAAAAUCAAGCCGCAAGACACCCAAGCGCAUUAUUUCUUACCUCAUCGCGCAGUGGUGAAAGAAAGCAGCACUACUACUCGAGUACGGCCAGUGUUCAAUGCCUCUGCUCGAAAUGCCUCAGGGCAUUCACUCAAUGAGCACCUCAUGACGGGCCCUAAUUUACUGCCUCAUAUCGUGCUAGUUCUCGCACACUGGCGGCGUUACCCUGUUGCGUUCGUCGCGGAUGUGUCCAAAAUGUAUUUACAAGUGCGCUUGCAUCCCGAAGAUUGGAAGUUCCAGUCUAUACUUUGGAGAGAGGAUCCAAGAGAAGAAAUGGAGGAUUAUGUGCUUACUACCGUCACAUUUGGCUCUGGUCCCUCCGCUUAG